AUGAAAGUGAUGAGGAACAGGAAAAAAAUCAUCUCAACAGCAAGCUAACGUUACAAACAAAGCUAGCUAGCUAUCGAUGUUCAGUCUCUGAUAUUAUUGUAUUUGUUUGAAUAGCUUGCUAGAUACCUAUAUAUCGUCAUGAUAUAGAAAACAUAAAGACUGUUUUUAUAUUGAAAAGGGGCCAAAAGCGUCGGGGGACAAUGUCGGGUUCCGUGGUCGAGUUCCAGGCGCAGAUAGCCUCAAUCAUGGAGGUGCUAGCCAACGCGGCUGUAACCGAAAUCUGCAAAGUUGUUGACGAUGGCUAUGCGGUUGUACACAUGGAGAUGUCCCAAAGCCACAAGGAGAACGAAUUUCUCCGGAGGAAAAUGAAAUUGAUGGAACUUCAGAUCGCGAGGUUUCGAGCUGAGAGAACAAAGUUGUCAGAGGGGUCCGUCCAAAAUCGCUUUCAUGGAAUACGCCUCCUAAACAGACACAACCAUCGAGAGACUGCAACGACAGGACCUACUUGGCAAAGCAGAAACAGACUUUCCAACAGGAGUUUUGGGAACAGCAGCAUUCAAAGAGACAGACAGCCCAUAGACGUGGACCAAGACGAUGUCUCUCCAUCAAAGCAUAUGGAUGCUACAAGUGAUGAGCAGUCAACAGAGACAGAGGAAGGGCAACCAGACCUGCUGAUCAUCAAGGUGGAGGGAGAAGCUGAUGACCAGGACUCUAGGAUCAGCCACCCAGCUAGAACAGUGGAGGGCAGCAGAGAACUAACCACCCAACCGGCUGCAGCCACCACAGAGGACUUCGCCUUCCCCAGAGGCAACAACAACUACAACACCGCUAUGGAGCAGUCAGCAGAGACAGAGGAAGGGGAACCAGACCUACUGAUCAUCAAGGAUGAGGGAGAAGCAGAUGACCAGGACUCUAGGAUCAGCCACCCAGCUAGAACAGUGGAGGGCAGCAGAGAACUAACCACCCAACCGGCUGCAGCGACCACAGAGGACUGCGCCUUCCAGCCCAGAGGCAACAUCCACAAUAACAACUACAACAACACCGCUAUGGAGGUCAGUGGAUCUGACGCCAUCCUCCUCCAAUCAGAAACAGGGACUGUGAACCAGGGACCCCAACAGCACACAGGAUUUGAACCCAAAGCAGAGAGACCGAGUCUGGACACAAAGUGUGACAUGAACGGGGACCUCACUCUCCUAAGAGAUUCUUUAAACCAGGUGUGGAGAGAGGCAGUAGCGACUAACGAUGGCACCUCUGCUGCUCACACUAAAGUAAUGGACCUAGGGAGUGGCCCAGAAACACAGACUAGCUCAGACAUGGAAAUGAGAAGUGUAGGGUUAGAAAACCACAGGUUUUCCCCCAAGUCAUUCCAUUCUUCAUCAGAACAUGUGAUAGUGAUUGACUCUGUAUCCACUGGCCAGCAGGUAGAUAGAGGUUUCGAGUGGGGUCAGGUGGGUACAGCUACUACACCACAGGACAAUGGGACUGGAAAUAAACAGGGAGUGGGAGGGUUUAACAGAAAUGCACCAAUGAUUCACCCCAAAUCGAUGAGAGACAACACAACGCUUUUGGUAGCACCUGGUUUCCAUCCUACAGAGAAAAAUACAGGCAUGCAUCUUGACACAGGAAAUGCAAGUGAGGCCAACAAAGAUAGUUGGUCUUCAUUGGCAAGCUUCCAUAGACACUCUGAAAUACCAGGAAGAGGAGUUCAACAACCAGUUCCUGCCUCACUUCCUGACGGCUAUUUUAGACCAAGCGCCACAACUUUCUCUCACUCCAGUAAUUUCGCCUCACACUUUAGACCUGGCACCGUAGAACGACCGUACGGUUGCCCGAGCUGCAAUAAAAAGUUUAUCCACGAGAGCGACUUACAGCAUCACAUGACCAUCCACACCAGGAAGCGAGCGUUCGCCUGCAUGUUGUGUGAGAAGAGCUUUGUGUCCCCCAGCAAGCUCCAAGUGCACCAGAACGUCCACACUGGGGAGAAGCCCUUCAGUUGUGCACAGUGCGGGCGCAGGUUCUCUCAUUCCAGCAAUCUGAAAAGACAUCAGAAGCUUCAUCAUUGAGAAGCGACACAGAAUCAAGAGAUUCCUAUGUAAUAAAAAAAAAGCUAUGGAUUAGCAUUAUGUCAGUUCGUUUUAUAGCAACACGCUGUGAAAGUCCUGCCUACUUCCUGGAUCAUGUACCUUGCUUUUUUUUAUGGGAUUCAAGAGUAAAUAAUCAAAUUCGUGAAAACGCUGUCAUUUGAUAUACAUUUGGGUCCAAAAGUAUUUGGACAGUGACACAUUUUGUUUUUGUUUUGGCUCUGUACUCCAGCACUUUGGUCAUAUUUCUGAUUUGUAUGCCGAAAACACUCACUCAUCAUUAUUCACGAUUUCAUUCAUGAUUAUCUGCAAUCAUGGUAGCAUCCAUAUUAAUGUGGACGUGUUUAGAAACACAUUCUAUUCUUAUUUACAAUAAAAGUGACUCCAGAAUGACACAAUACAUUAUGUACCAUUCACAGCUUCUACCCUCAAGCCAUUAGACUGCUAAACUGUUCAUCAAACGGCUACCCAGACAAGUUGCAUUGACCCCCUUUUUUACACUGCUGCUACUCGCUGUUUAUCUAUGCAUAGUCACUUUACCCCUAACUACAUGUACAUAUUACAUUGACUAACCGGUACCCCCCUGUAUAUAGCAUUGUUAUUGUUAUUUUAUUGUUACUUUUUUUAAAUGUUUUAUUUUGUGCAAAUAUUUUCUUACUUACUUUAAAAUAAAUGCUGCAUUGUUGGUAAGUAAGGAUUUCACGGUAAUGUUUACUACACCUGUUGUAUUCGGCGCAUGUGACAAAUACAAUUUGAUCUGAUUUCUAUUGGGUACAAAAUAAUCUGUAAAACAACCAAAACAAACUGCAAAUGCAUCCAACAAGUAGAGUCACUUGUUUGAUGAAGGCAGGAAUAUCACACAAAUAGGAUCAAUGGUUCAUUUGAUAGAAGACAACCUAUCUUGACAUUGUCAAGUAUUGAAAUCUGGCACGAAUCCCAGACUUUUUUUGCGAUCAAAAAAUUUCCAAUGUAGUGAGAGUGGUUUUAUCGCAAUGGUACAUCAUACCGGCCAAAUUUCGACCUUCUUGAACGGCAAUAGCUCCUAUACACAUGAAAACGCCUUACCCCUGGUAUCGAUAGAGCAUCGCUCACACAAAAACAAUAUAACAUUCAAAAUUUAUGAAUCUUUCCUGUAAAGUUUACAGCCUGUAAUUUAACCUCCUAGUCAUUGUAUCAUUUUGUAUCAAGUGCUGGAGUACAGAGCCAAAACAACAACAAAACAUGUUCACUGUCCAAAUACCUUUGGACCUCACUAUAAACGGGCAAAGGUGUGUGUGAAUCAUGUUGGACAUAUUGGAAUCAGA
Molecule: messenger RNA, 3385 nt
Organism: Oncorhynchus mykiss (rainbow trout)
Lineage: Eukaryota; Metazoa; Chordata; Actinopteri; Salmoniformes; Salmonidae
Source: RefSeq, a predicted model, not a curated record